AGGUAAUCUGAUGUUCAUGAUGGUUGCUUGGAGUUUACUUUUCUUUCAGUUGUUUAAAUUUAUAGUUAGUGUAAUCGUUUAGGUGAAGUUACGAACAGAGUUGACGGUUCCCUCGCGACUCGUAGGCAGAAUCAUUGGCAAGGGCGGGCAGAACGUGCGCGAGCUGCAGCGCAUCACCGGAGCAUCGGUCAAAAUUCCUGAAGAUGAGCCCAAAGUUACAGACCCAACUACACAUGAUGAACCCAAAGAAGGAUCGUCGUCACCUUCGCCCAACGACAGCGGUACCGUUGUGCGGAUUGUAGGUAAUUUUCUGGCCACCCAAAGCGUACAGGUCCGUAUAGGACAACUUAUUGCCGAUUUCCAACGUGCUACCAAUUUGCACGGUGAUAGGCGCAAGGAAGAGCCUCAAGGUUAG
Messenger RNA from Cylicostephanus goldi, 415 nucleotides. The record is from the annotation of a GenBank genome assembly. Lineage: Eukaryota; Metazoa; Nematoda; Chromadorea; Rhabditida; Strongylidae.